Messenger RNA from Paramisgurnus dabryanus, 2937 nucleotides. It is a transcript of the gene rbm24b, whose product is annotated as RNA binding motif protein 24b. Gene Ontology annotation, biological process: positive regulation of myotube differentiation; mRNA stabilization; regulation of alternative mRNA splicing, via spliceosome. The record is from RefSeq and is a predicted model, not a curated record. NCBI's taxonomy places the organism in Eukaryota, Metazoa, Chordata, Actinopteri, Cypriniformes, Cobitidae. Gene Ontology annotation, molecular function: mRNA 3'-UTR binding. Gene Ontology annotation, cellular component: nucleus; cytosol.
CUGAGGGUCCGCACAAGCGCGUGUAGAUGUUGUUGAGGUUAAACGCGUGACACAGACGCGUGUGUUUUACCUCAGUUUACACCUCUGUCACUCUCUCUGGUUUAUUUAAGCGUUUAAAGAGUAAAACUUUAGCACUGAUAAUGAUGCACAGCUCACAGAAAGACACGACUUACACGAAGAUCUUCGUGGGCGGUUUGCCGUAUCACACCACAGACUCGAGCCUGAGGAAAUACUUUGAGGUGUUUGGAGAAAUCGACGAAGCUGUGGUCAUCACAGACAGACAGACUGGGAAAUCCAGGGGUUAUGGGUUUGUGACGAUGUCUGACCGCGCAGGCGCAGAACGAGCCUGUAAAGACCCCAACCCUAUUAUAGAUGGGAGAAAAGCUAAUGUAAACCUGGCUUACCUGGGAGCCAAACCGCGGGUUAUUCAGCCAGGGUUUUCAUUUGGUGUCCCUCAAAUACAUCCUACAUUUAUCCAACGGCCUUAUGGAGAUAGUGAAGAUGAUCAAUCAUCAUUACUGUAUUCGUCCCCUUUCCGCCAGGUCAUGAGGAUUCCUGCUCACUACGUGUACCCGCAGGCGUUUGUCCAGCCCAGUGUGGUGAUCCCUCACAUUCAGCCGUCGGCCACCGCGGCAGCAGCUUCUCCGUACCUGGAUUACACCGGCGCCGCAUACGCCCAGUACUCGGCCGCGACUGCCGCCGCAGCUGCUGCAUAUGAGCAGUACCCGUACGCCGCCUCCCCGGCACCCACCGGUUACGUCGCUACAACCGGCUACGGUUACGUCCAACAACCUCUGGCUUCACCCGCGCCCGGAGCCACGGCAGCCGCGUUCAGUCAGUACCAGCCGCAGCAGCUGCCGACGGACCGCAUGCAGUGAUGUUUGCCGUCUCUGGUCCUGAUGCUGAGAAGAGCGAUCGUUUCUGACUGUCCCACAUUUACUGUGUUAGCCAAAGAGUUACAGGAGAGGAAAGAACUUUUUUAUUAUUUUGUUAUUGUUAUGAUUAUUACUGCUAUUUUAUUUGAAGUAUUUAAUAUUUAUUACUCAGUGUUAAAGCUAUAGCUCAAAUAUAGCAGUAUGUACUGCCAACUGACUGUCCAGCACUGUUUGAUACUCGUGUGAAGAAGUCACAGAUAUUUAGGUUGAGAAAUGUCACCACUGAUCUAUUAUACACACACAAAAAAAAUUAGAUCCCUAAAAUAAUGAUCUCUGAUCAAACACUGGGCCUUAAUACAGUCUUCUUAAAGGGACGGUUCACCCAAAAAUGAAAGUUCUGCGGUUAUUUAAAUAGAGAUCUCUAAUGGAGAGUUUGUACUGACCAUGUCUGUCACUAAAGUCUAUUCGUACUAUAUACAAACUGCAAAAAAAAUGACUCUCUUACUUAGUAUUUUUGUAUUCUUGUUUUCAGUACAAAUAAAUAAAAAUUCUUAAAUCAAGAUGCAUUUUCUGGAUGAGAAAAUAAAUCUAGUUUUUAGACAAAAUUAAUUAAGUGUUUAUAUGAAAAAUGUUAACUUGUUUCAAGAUGUUUUUUACCCCAUUGGCAGAUUUUUUUAAGCUUGUUUUAAGCACAAAUUUACUUAAAACUUGAUCUAUUUUUCUAAAAGCUAGACUUAUUUUUUCAGGUUAUUUUGUACUUCAAGAAAAUGCAUCUCUUGUUUAGAUAUUUGUACUGAAAACAAGAUAAAAAUACCAAGAAAGUCCCUUUUUUGCAGUGUACAAAAAAAUUCUUAGUAUUUUUCUUGUUUUCAGUAGAAUAUCUAAAAAUUCUUAAAUUAAGGUGCUUUUUCUUGAUGAGCAAAACAACCCAAGAAAAUAAGUCUAGUUUUUAGACCAAAAAUAUCAAAUUUAAGUGAUUUUGUGCAUGCAUAUGCAAAAAAAUCUGCCAAUGGGGUAAGCAAAAAAUCUUGAACAUUCUUCUUAAACACUAAAUUCAAGAAAAAUUUGCUUACCCCAUUGGCAGAUUUUUUAGCUUGUUUUAAUCACAAAUUUACUUAAAACUUGAUAUAGUUUUCUAAAAGCUAGACUUAUUUUUUUAGGUAAUUUUGUUCAAGAAAAUGCAUAUUGUUUUUUAUAUAUUUAUACAAAAAAAGGUAAAAAUUCUAAGAAAGUCCCUUUUUUGCAGUGUAGAGCGUUGUGAAAUAAUUCAAUGUCAUUGUAUGGGUAUGAGAUUACUGUAAGACUGCUUCAGGAUUUUAAUUCAAGUUGAUGAUCAGAUUAACAAAGAUGCACUGGGGUGUCAACUUUAAACAUCAUUGAUUCUCGCCUUCACAAACACACAUGAACAUCUCUUCAUAUGAUGCUUUUUUGACCAGCUGAUCAUUUUGAAACGGGCAUGUAAAUAUUCUUUAUAAUGUCACUCCUUUGUUCCUCUGAAAACAUCAGUGACAGAUUUUGAGGGUGAUUAUUAAAUUGUCAUUCUUGUGUGAACUGUCCAUGUAAUGCAACACAGGUGUGAGACAGAGAAAUGUCAGUCAUCUGUUAAUCACUUAAGUGUUAUAUUGUUAAUCGGCUGUUCACAUUUAUUGAUCUAUACAGCUGUGGUCUCUGUAUAAGCCUCAUAGAGUGGAACAGACAGACAGUCAUCAUCAUAUUGAUCUCAGCUGUGGAGCAGAUAAAGUGCCUUAAAGAUAAACAUACAAUAGUAUAUAUUUAUAUUGGUAUUUAUGAUAACGUUUGUCAAGCUGUUUACUGCUGAUCACAGUCAUUGAAGGUUUGUGUUCAUUAUGAAUCUCUGAUGUGACUUGAUAGCAGAACUGUGCAGCUAUGAAUACGAUACAAUCAAAUGUGACCUCUAUUAGCGUCUAAUACAAUUCUCUGUGCCUUACAUCAAAUAGUUAUUAUAUAACUGAUAAUCAUUUAGUAAUAUUUUAACUUGGUGAAUGGAGGUACAUUUUAUGUAUAACCUACUGAACAAAAUGAAGGCCAUUAACACUACUGA